Molecule: messenger RNA, 408 nt
Organism: Aegilops tauschii subsp. strangulata
Lineage: Eukaryota; Viridiplantae; Streptophyta; Magnoliopsida; Poales; Poaceae
Source: RefSeq, a predicted model, not a curated record
AUGGCCGGCCCCUGCCUACUGCUCUUGGUCGCGCCUGCUCCUGCCCACGCGCGCUCGCUGCACCCGUUGCACCCCCACCCCCCCGCGCGCGCCCACACCCGCGCCGUCGCUGACCGCGACCCUGCCGCGCACAGACCCCACCUCCCCAUCCGACGCCUGCGCCCUUCCGCCGCCGCGCCCGGAGCUCAGCUCCUGCCCGCGCGCUCCACUUCUCUCCCUGUCUCGCCCCGCUCGCCUUCUCCGCGCGCCCGGCCCGCGCUGGCGCCGCCCUCCACCGGCAUCGCCCUCCGCCGGUGCCGCCCACCACCGCUGCCGCUGUGGCCGGCGCCUACCGGCGCCGUCGCGCCCUUCUGGGCGGGCUCCCCGUCGCCCAGGCAGGUUUGCCCGCACCCGGCUCCGCUCCGCUAA